Corythoichthys intestinalis (scribbled pipefish) is the source of this 3452-nucleotide messenger RNA. RefSeq names its product Smith-Magenis syndrome chromosome region, candidate 8b (gene smcr8b). Gene Ontology annotation, molecular function: GTPase activator activity. Gene Ontology annotation, cellular component: guanyl-nucleotide exchange factor complex. Lineage: Eukaryota; Metazoa; Chordata; Actinopteri; Syngnathiformes; Syngnathidae. The record is from RefSeq and is a predicted model, not a curated record. The coding region runs from base 168 to 3152 and encodes 994 amino acids. The transcript is spliced from 4 exons.
CUAAAUUAUUGACACUUAUUGCGACUUUUCCCUUUAUUUUGCUAAAAUGAAGAAGUGAAUCACGGGAAGCUUGUGACUUGGGUUUGUGUUGGUCACAUGACUCAGUGUCAGCUGUUCCUGUAUUUGAUGUCGGCCGGAGAAGCUCCGAGCUUCACCGGGGUGCGCCGAUGAUCUCGUCCCCGGACUUGCUGCCUUUCACCGGGCCGCAGUGCUUCGGCGACGAGGCGGAGGGAGACAGCGGCGGUGCAACGGCGUGGGAGCUACCUGAGGAGCUCUCCGUUCCGCCUCUCUCCUCCUCCGUCGGCAGGCACCCGUGGUUCUCCGCGGCCGGCUUCCAGAAGGACUUCGUGCUGGUGGCUGAGUUCUCUGAGCAGGUGGGGCCCACACCAGUGAUGACCAUACCUGAACAGGCUGGCGAGUCAGAGUCCUUGGACUUAAACCACUUCUCCGUGCGCAUCAUGUCUGUGGACUACCAGGCAUCAGGCCCCAGCCCCGCCUCCUCCUCCGCAGGGCCGCGCCUCAACUUCAACGAGGACUCUGAGGUGGUCCUCGGGGACUCUGCGGACUGGGCCUUUGCGUAUGUGCGCCACGUAACCCUUCUGGAUCUGGCGGCCCGUGGGAUGGUGCGUCCGUUCUGCAUGGCCUACGUGUGCUCACAGCAGACCAAGAUCAUGGAAAACUUUAGUCAGUUGUCAGCUGGUUUUCGCCGUGCAGCUGACAGCCUUAAGACUGGGAACAGGCAAGCCUUCUCCUUAGAGCUCCACAACAAGCUUCAUCAGUUGCAGUGCAAACGCUUGGCGCUGCUGAAGAAUGAUGGCAUUAGCAGCAGAGGUGAAAAGGGUGAGGAGUUGGAAGCAGUGGAGCAAGCCAUUGCGAUGCACAAAGAUCUUCUUCGUCAAGUUACUUCCUACCCAAACAGGAAGCUGAAGCAUCCCGACUUCUUGCCUUAUGAACCGGCCGAUGCCUGGACAGACAUGACUGUCAGCACACCUCCUCCUCUGCCAACCAUCCACCGCAGUGGGUCUGAGAGCGGCCUGAAGCCACUACAGGAACUCUGCAAUGCCUACUUCCUAUCGCUGAUGACGGAGCAGCUGGCGCUAACAGAGGUCUGCCUCCGUGGUGAUAUCACCACUCUACGCAGUGCUAGCAUCACGCGCUCACUGAACAGGAAACUCAGACUGAUCAAUUUCCUUUUUGAGCAGCCUGAGGCUGAAGAGGAAGAGGAGGAUGGAGAGGAUGUGUUGUUGAGGGAAACGGAAAGUCAGCCAAGCUUGGACGCGUGUGAGCAGACAGGAGAAGUAGUGAGCGGGGAGAUGACAGGGAGCAUCAGCAGUGGAGACAGUAUACAAGUGAUUGGCACUGAGAGAUCCUACAAGACCCUAGCUGCACCCGAUGUGUGUCUCACCUCACAUCUCCUCUCCUUGCCUGAUGCCACUCUCACUGCCUCCGACACACCUAGUGUCUUGUCCACUGCUCCACUUACCCCACCUUGUGCGCCUCUCGCUCCACCAAACCACCCAUCACUCCAGCUAACCGUCCCUCUCCCUGCUCCCCUUGAAGCGCCUGUCGGUACAACCGAUACUGCGCUUAUUGCUGUUCCUCUGACCGCUCCCAAAGCGACUCUUACUGCCACGGCCUCUCUGAUUGGCCACAAAGUACCUCUUACAGCAAUCGAUGCUGCGCCUCCUGCUACUGCCCACACCUGCCACGAAGCACCUCUUGCAGCCAACGAUGUGGUGCCGGCUGCUGCACCUCUUACGGCAACUGCUGCUGCUCCUCUCAAUGCCCAUGAAGCACGUCUUACAGCCACCAAUGCUUUGCCUAUUGAUGCACCGCUUAUGGCAAUUGAUGCUGCACCUGCCGCCGCCACUCUUCCCACCCAGGAUGAGCCUCUUACGGCCACCGAAGUCACGCCUAUCGCAGUCCCUCACACUACUCAUGAAUCUGCCCCUAAUAAUCCUCUCCCUGCACCCACCCCUGGACCUCCAUCCAACACUUUUGCUAAAUUUGGCACACCUCUAGAUGUUCCUCUCAUCAACCACAAAGAACCUUUAACUGCCUCUAUUACCACACUAAACUCUACCCUCAAAGUGACCCUCCCAGAAUCUGCGGCUGAGCUCACCACCAAUAAUGGGCCUCCCAUUGCACAAGUCAUCCCCUCCAAUGAAUCUUACACAACUCAUGACACGCCUCUUUCCUCACUAGACUUGCCUCUCACAGCUUUCGCAGACCCGGUAUCUAGGCGCAUCAGAAUCUACACCCGGAGGGCAAACAGCGAAGACAGCAUCGAGGUCCUUAGCACCACAGAGUCAAUCAUCCCCGAAGACCUCACCGCCAUCACUGAGGAAGAGGAGCCCACAAAUGAUAACAAAACAGAUGACAUGAUGAGGAAAUCUCGAGAUUGCAGUGCAUCAUAUCAGACAUUGCCCAGACUCCUUUCAAAGCAAUUGUCUUCCGUGCCAAACGCUAAUAAGGAGAUGGAUGGUGCUGCCGAGCUGCACUCGCCCCAUCGGAAGGCCCACCCCCUGGUCGGAAUCUCCUCAGAUGAGGCGGGACUACAAACACUGCGCUUUGUUAAACAAAACUCCUUCUCUCAUCAUGCAAUUUUCUGCUUGCUUAGCGGCCGCCCUCUUGUGUUGCUUUCCAUGGACGACGCAGAGCUAAGGAAGAGCGUUGACGCCCUGACUCCCUUCCUGCCAGCCCCCUGUGGUGCAGUAAUGCCGCGUUUGAGGACACCACUUCAGCUAAGCGAUCUACUCACAUGGAGGCUGAUUGGCAUCCACAGGUCUCAGUCAUCAGAUCCCCUUCAUUGGCUGAGCCGCUACAGCCGUUACGUGGGUGUGCUGGACCUGGACCAUAGGACGCUGCGCUGCCCGGCCUACUCGGGCUCAUUGGUGGGGUCUCUGGUGGGCUCCGCUGUGCCCACCGGCACUUUCCUGACGCACGUUAAGUGUGUCUUAACAGCACUUGCUAAACGAGUACUGCUCUUCACAUUUGCCCAGCAAGGACAGGAGGGACUGGACAAGGGUGACCUCAGUGUAAUGCAUUUCCUGUCAGACCUCAUCAAGCAGCAACAUAUUGGAAACGGACCGCCGGUGAUGCGAUUCUACUAUAUGGCGCUUCAUGUACACAAAAACACAGUCACUACAUAAAGCUUUUUGUGCGGUUUUGCCUCAUGUGUACUAGUAAUGGCAAAAAGUGUGAUACUCAAAGUCAUCCACAAGAUAUGCGGGAAAGAAUGGCAAACUUUCAUUGGAUGGGGCGAUAAUAUGCAUAACUAUGGGAUGUUACCAUAUUUUGAAGCGAUACUUGAACCGUUUUAUAGCUGCUACUCUCAUUUAUUUAUUCAAAAAUGCAAACAAAAACCUCCCAAAUCCUAAGCAGGAAACAUUUCGUAAUUUUUGGUAGGUCUUGAAGACAUCUAGUGUAUUAUAAGAACUUUUUUUUUUCAU